AUGCCGACCAAAUUACUAGAUAGCCUCGUUAGGUCCGUUCACGGAUAUACCGGGACUGGGUAUGAUAAAGUAUAUGACGAGUCAGAAACAUUUCUUAACGAGCUUCGUGAUGUUGAACUGAGUCUUGUUGCCGCAUCAAAGUGUGAUGAUCUUCCUCCUCCUCCUAUCAAAUCACUACUGAAGGCUGGCGAUAAAUGGUAUAAGAAUCUGAUAGAUCAUCUUAAGACCAUCAAUUCCGCUACUAAUUCGUUCCAAAAGGCCGUCAUUAAUAACCCAGAGUAUCUGUUUGAUUUGGAUGAAGCCUACACUUAUCCCUUGUUAUUGGAUAACGACGCCAUCUUUGAGACCAAUGAAGAUGAAUGGAAUUCGAAUGGAAGUGGUUCCGAUAAGGACUCGUCAUCAUCGAUUGCAUCCAGUAGAGCUGUGUACAACGAGAAUAAGCAUGAGCUUUCGAAGGCCAUCAUGAUGCAUUUGUUAAAGAACGGGAACUUUGAUGUGUGUCAACAGAUGAUAGCACAACAACAACAUCAAUAUCAAGAUUUGGGAUGCUCUGCCGAGGUUCUUACGAAGUUCAAGGAAUUGUCAACAAUUGUGGAUAGUAUUAUAAUUGACCAUGAUUUGAUUAAGGCCUUGGAUUGGCUAGAUAUCCAUUCCAAGGAAGUAAUGGAUCCUCUAGAUGGAAGCUUUUUUGAAAUUAGGUUCAAAUUGACGGCUCUACAGUUCAUUUUACUUCUAAGUAAGAACGGGAAGAUUACCUUGGACAGUGCCGUGUUGGCAUACACGCAUUCCUCCAAACGAAUGUCGGAGUUUCUCAGUAUGUAUUUGGAGGAGAUCUCUCCCAUAAUGGCAUUAUUAGCAUGUCAGGGAGCAGAGGGAGAAGUUUUAAUCAAAUGUCUACGAGAAGGGUUCAAAGUAUCGAAAGAAGGGUCUCGGAAGAAUCAAAAGGAGAAGCAAUUUGUCGGAGAGUUGCUUCAGAAUUUUAAACAAAUCAACCUUGACCAAUCAUUGUUCAUGAGCAUUGCUCAUGAAUUCAUUGGCCAGUUUUGCAAGUACAUGCAACUUUCCAAUGAACUGAGUUUAUUCCAAAGUGUACUUGCUGGGUUUGUUAAUCUCCCCAGUUUCCAUAAAUUCAAUUUCAUUCAACUGAAGUUGAAGAACUUGAAGGAAGCCAAAGAUAAAGCCAAUGAAAUGGCCGAUCUUGUUCAUAACGUGGCCACCUAUAACUUCGAUUUACCCUUUCAAUUACUGGACUCAAGUCGCUCAUUAUUCAAGUUCCAUCCGAUCUUCAUAUGUCCUGUUUCCAAAGACCAACUUAUACCCAACAUCAAACAAGAUAGCAUGCUGAAACCUGUUCAUAACGAACAACGGUACAAUAAUAACGGCAAGAAGCCAUGCCACUCUCGAGAUUACUACCCUUUAAAUCCCGUGGUGGUGCUCAAAUUCUGUCGACAUUUGGCAUUGAAGGAAAGUAUAUGGGAGCUUUCAAAGCACGGCUCAGAGAAAUUCAAGUGUCAUUAUUGCUAUAAGAAGCAUCAAUUCAGUGAUGUUUCUGAUGCCUUUAUUAUCGACUUGUGA
Molecule: messenger RNA, 1575 nt
Organism: Lizanozyma spartinae
Lineage: Eukaryota; Fungi; Ascomycota; Pichiomycetes; Serinales; Debaryomycetaceae
Product: ubiquitin-protein ligase
Exons: 1
Coding region: 1-1575 (524 amino acids)
Biological process (GO): proteasome-mediated ubiquitin-dependent protein catabolic process
Cellular component (GO): GID complex; nucleus; cytoplasm
Molecular function (GO): ubiquitin-protein transferase activity
Source: RefSeq, a predicted model, not a curated record